AUGGCGGAGAAAGAGGCUACGGUUUACAUUGUAGAUAUGGGACGGUCUAUGGGCGAGCGCCACCAUGGCCGUCCUAUGACAGAUCUCGAAUGGGCCAUGCAGUAUGUCUGGGAUAGGAUCACCGCCACGGUUGCCACCGGUCGCAAGACGGCUACGGUUGGCGUGGUUGGUCUCAGGACGGAUGAAACCAUCAAUGACUUGGAUGUAGAGAACUUUUCUAGUAUUUCCGUCCUCUUCGGUCUUGGCCAAGUCCUCAUGCCUGAUAUCCGGAGACUACGCGAAACAAUCAAACCCAGCACAACUAAUAAAGGCGAUGCCAUAUCUUCUAUUGUCAUCGCCAUCCAGAUGAUCCUCGAUUAUACCAAGACAAACAAAUACAAGCGCAAGAUCAUUUUAGUGACUAAUGGCACUGGUAUGAUGAGCGAUGAUAAUAUCGAAGGCAUCAUUGAAAAGAUGAAAGAAGUUAACAUCGAAUUGGUGAUCAUUGGUGCCGAUUUUGAUGACGCUGAGUAUGGCGUAAAGGAAGAAGAUAAAGACAGUCGAAAGGCUGAAAAUGAGACUCUUCUCCGCAAUCUGGCUGAGGAGUGCGAAGGUGUUUAUGGAACGCUGGAGCAAGCUGUCUCGGAAUUAGAUAUUCCCCGCAUCAAAGUGACUAAGAGCAUGCCUUCUUUCAAGGGGAAUCUUAUGCUCGGAAAUCCCGAAGAGUAUGACACAGCGAUCACUAUACCCGUGGAGCGAUACUUCCGAACCUACGUCGCCAAGCCGAUCUCAGCGAGCUUGUUCGUGCCACGCCCCGGCACCGAACCAGGAAGUCAGAUACCGGGUAAAGGCAAUGCUGAAGGCGACGCUCUCGCCUCGGUGAGAACGUCACGGACCUAUCAGAUCACAGACGAGUCUGCACCAGGGGGCAAGGUCGACGUUGAACGCGAUGACCUCGCCAAGGGGUACGAGUAUGGACGUACAGCAGUUCCUAUCGAGCAGACUGAUGAGAACGUCGCCAAUCUGGAAACUUUUGCCGGCAUGGGGCUAAUCGGGUUCAUUAAGAAGGAUCAGUAUGACCGAUACAUGCACAUGUCCAACACAAAUAUCAUCAUUCCUCAGCGUGCAAAUGACAAUGCAUCUCUUGCGUUGUCUUCCCUCAUUCAUGCACUCUAUGAAUUAGACUCGUAUGCGGUUGCCCGAUUGGUGACCAAAGAAUCCAAACCACCGAUGCUCGUGUUACUCGCCCCAUCCGUCGAGGCAGAUUAUGAGUGUUUGAUAGAAGUACAGCUUCCAUUUGCAGAAGACGUGCGAUCAUAUCGGUUCCCACCUUUAGACAAGAUCAUUACUGUCUCUGGCAAAGUGGUAACGGAACACCGCAACCUUCCAAAUGCCGAUCUGAAGGAUGCGAUGAGUAACUACGUGGACAGCAUGGAUUUUGUCACCACAAAUGAUGAAGGUGAACCAACUAAUGAUCUCCCAAUUGACGAGUCAUUCUCCCCAUUACUGCACCGCAUCGAGUCAGCCGUUCGCUACCGUGCAGUGCAUCCCAGCGACCCUGUCCUUGACCCCUCAGAGCGGCUCACGGAAUUCGCACACCCCUCAGAAGAGAUAGUCAAGAACUCCAAGUCCCAUCUUGAGAGAUUGAUGUCUACGGCUGAUGUUAAGAAAGUUCCACCAAAGACAAAAGGUCGUAAACGCCAGCGCGAUACAGAGAAACCCCUGUCAGGUCUUGACGUCGACGCCCUCCUUAGCCUUGAACCCAAGCGAACGAAAAUUUCCACCGAGAACGCAAUCCCGGAGUUCAAGCAAACACUUUCCCGCGCAGAAAACAUUGACGCGAUCCACGACGCUGUGCAGCAAAUGGCUAAAAUUAUUGAGACCCAGAUAACGCACAGUCUCGGUCACUCGAAUUACGACCGCGUCAUCGAAGGCCUUGGUACUAUGCGCGAGGAGCUAGUGGAUUAUGAGGAACCGGUGGUGUACAAUGACUUUGUGCGUCAGUUGAAGGGUAAGAUAUUGCGGGAGGAGCUAGGUGGGGAUCGGAGGGAGCUGUGGUGGUUCGUGAGGAAGGGGAAGCUUGGGCUUAUCGGGAAGAGUGAAGUGGAUAGCUCUGCUGUUGAGGACGAAGAGGUUCAAGAGUUUUUGGCUGCCAAUUGA
Penicillium coprophilum is the source of this 2139-nucleotide messenger RNA. Its product is annotated as ATP-dependent DNA helicase 2 subunit KU80. Gene Ontology annotation, biological process: cellular response to X-ray; DNA recombination; double-strand break repair via nonhomologous end joining. Bases 1 to 2139 code for a protein of 712 amino acids. NCBI's taxonomy places the organism in Eukaryota, Fungi, Ascomycota, Eurotiomycetes, Eurotiales, Aspergillaceae. The transcript has 11 exons. Gene Ontology annotation, cellular component: nucleus; Ku70:Ku80 complex. The record is from RefSeq and is a predicted model, not a curated record. Gene Ontology annotation, molecular function: telomeric repeat DNA binding; damaged DNA binding; double-stranded DNA binding.